This is a messenger RNA of Leptopilina heterotoma, 1661 nucleotides long. Its product is annotated as putative serine protease K12H4.7. The record is from RefSeq and is a predicted model, not a curated record. Bases 123 to 1592 code for a protein of 489 amino acids. Gene Ontology annotation, molecular function: dipeptidyl-peptidase activity; serine-type exopeptidase activity. Gene Ontology annotation, biological process: proteolysis. NCBI's taxonomy places the organism in Eukaryota, Metazoa, Arthropoda, Insecta, Hymenoptera, Figitidae. The transcript is spliced from 10 exons.
GAGAGACAUAAUUGAAAAUUUUUGUCAGCAUAAAUAACAUAAAUUUUCCAACUUCGCGCAGUUUUGGUUUUUAUGAACAGAAAAUUAUAUUACCAAAAGAAGAAAAUAAAAAUAAUCGAAAAAUGUUUUUACUGCAUUUAAUCUCAGCUCUUUGUAUAUUUAUUAAUAAUGGAGAAAGUUUUGGAUUUCGGGGUUUAUUUUAUGAAGGAUUAAAAGAGCCUGAUUCCUCAUUUUGGAGAAAUACCACUUUGACUAGUGAAAAAUGGAUAACACAAAUGGUGGAUCAUUUUCAUAUUCAAGAUACUCGUACAUGGAAAAUGCGUUACCUCGAAAAUGAUGGAUAUUUUAACGGCACUGGUCCAAUUUUAAUAAUGUUGGGUGGCGAAUGGACUAUUAAUCCCGGAUUUUUGAAUGCGGGAUUAAUGCAUGGAAUAGGCGCUCAACAUGGAGCGUUGAUGUACUACACGGAACAUCGAUUUUAUGGCAGAAGUAGACCCUUCGAAAACGUCAGUACAAAAAAUUUAAAAUAUUUAAAUGUAGACCAAGCAUUAGCGGAUGUGGCAUAUUUCAUAGAAACCGUCAAGCGAGAAAGAAAGCUCAACAAUACAAUGGUCAUUGUUUUUGGUGGAUCAUAUGCUGGAAAUAUGGCAGUGUGGAUGAGGCAAAAAUAUCCACAUUUAGUUCAAGGAGCUUUGGCCAGCAGUGCUCCAGUGCACGCAAAGGCAAACUUCUACGAAUAUUUGGAUGUAGUUACAGCAUCAUUGAGAAAAUACAGUAAACAAUGUGUUAUUGAAAUUAGAAAAGCCAUCGACUCGGUGGAAGCUCUUGUCCGCUCAAAGGUGGGAAAGGAAACAAUUAAAGAAGAGUUCAACUUAUGCAACGUUCCUGAUACUUCAACUCUCAGCGGUAAAGGAAUAUUUUUCGAGUUCCUCACAGAGACAUUUUCAAGUAUCGUUCAGUAUAAUGCGAUGAUAAGUGGUAAAUCUGCAAUUGCAAAUGCAUGCGAUAAAAUGACCAAUAUAACAUUAGGAACACCUUUUCAAAGAUUGGCGAAAAUUGUGAAUAAUAAAAAAGCAUGUACAGACAUUGAUUACAGUUCCCUGCUUAAAUUACUUCAAAACGAAUCUUGGAAUUCUAACAUCAUGAGGCAAUGGAUAUUCCAAACUUGCACCGAAUAUGGUUUCUUUCAAACAACAGAGUCAAAAAAUUGUAUAUUUGGUCCUCAUUUAACUUACGAAUACUUUACAAAACUCUGCAAAGAUGUUUAUGGCGAUGAGUACACGCAAAUAUUACUAAAUGAAGGAAUAAAGCGAACGAAUGUCAUGUACGGUGGUAGAAUACCAGAUGUUCAAAAUGUUCUUUUUGUCAAUGGGAAUCUAGAUCCCUGGCAUGCUCUUUCAAUUUUAGAUAAUCUUAAUGAAGCGUCGCCGUCAAUUUUCAUAAAAGGAUCAUCUCAUUGUAUGGAUCUUCAAGUUGAUCGUCCAACGGACACUGAAGAUUUAAAGAAUGCAAGAAUUCGUGAAAGGGAAAUAAUUGUAAAAUGGAUCAAGGCAUGGAAGAAAAAAGUACCACCAGCGAUUAUUGAUCAUUAAGAAAUUUUUUUUUAAUUUGUGAUAACUUUUUAAUAAAUAUAAUUUUCAUGUUACGUUUAUUUGAAUUUA